Molecule: messenger RNA, 157 nt
Organism: Funneliformis mosseae
Lineage: Eukaryota; Fungi; Glomeromycota; Glomeromycetes; Glomerales; Glomeraceae
Source: the annotation of a GenBank genome assembly
CUCUUGUCUAAAUGAUGACGUACAAGAAGUGGCUACUAAAAUGAAUUUUUCUUCGAGGAGUUGGUCUCUUUCACGCGCCCUUCGCCGAGGAAGCAAUGAUCAUAUUUUAUUUAUUUAUCUUUCGCCUAUCGUUGCCAUUGAUGGUCGAAAGGUCUGA